AGUUUUAACCAAACAUCUGCACUGUCUGUGUAACCCGUGAAGAUCCGGGUUAGAACAGGUAUUCAGCACCCAAGAUGCUCGCCGUUUACAAGAGGCUCCUAAACUUAUAAGAGGCGACUAACGGGAUCGGUUGGUCAUGCUUCCUGGCUUGGUUGAUGCAUGUCAUCGUAUCCCAGUUGCGUAGAUCAAUGCUCAUGAUAUCAAUGACUGGAUUGUCUGGUCCGGACUCGAUUAUUUACAGACCGCUGUCAUGUAGCUGGGAUAUUGCUGUGUGGUGUAAACAACAAACAAACACUGACUGAGUUUUGAAAACCCUUCAUGGCUGCGAAACAACAAAAUUCACAAUUUGUCAUAUAGUUCAAUACACCUACAUAUAGCUAUUCUCACUUGACAUGGUUUAAAUCAUUGAGAUCUAGAUCUAAGCGAACAUGACAGAUGCCAAAUACGAAACUAAUGUUGAUUACAUAGCUUUGCUUGGUUUCAAGAUGGCGGCUCACAGAGCUAAAGACUGGAAAGGAAAUAUUUUGAUUCAACUGCAAGGUCGAAAUAAGAAACAAACCCAAGCAUAUGUAGGCCUAAUUCAAGCACAUAACAAGCUUGUAGAGAUCGCGUCUUCACUCAAGUCACGUAAUGUUCAACUCCAAGUUGAGGCAGAGAAAUUGAAGGAAGAAAACUUUAAUCUCCAGGUGAAGGUUGAAACUGGUGGCGGCAGUGGCGGCGGUGGGGGUGGAGAGAAGGUGACACAUCUGGAGCAGAAGCUGUACAAGUUGCAGGAGGAACUCACGGAACUACACAGGAAGAGGGGGGAGAAUGCCCAGCAAAUUAUUGACCUCAAGAAUGUUUUACAAGAAAAAGAAAAAGAUUUACAACUAAAAGAUGCAAAAUUGUCCGACUCAGAAGCCAACAUCCUCGCUUUGAAGAGUGCCCAGCGACAGCUGGAGAACACCAUCAUUGAACUGGAGGCCACCAACCAGAUGCUGAAGGACGAGCACCAGGCCCUCCAGCUGGCGUUCACGGCGCUGGAGGAGAAGUACCGCAAGGUGAUGGAGGAGAACUGUGAGCUGGUGCAGCGGUGGAUGGAUCUCAAGGCCAAGGAUGCUGACAAGCUCAACGAGGAGAAUGACGACUUCCUCAAGAAGCGGCAAGCACAGUUGCGGAAAGACCUUGCUGAUGCAGCGAAGGAACCUGUUGCAAUAACAGAAACCGGAAAGCUCUUGCUGCCCGGCAUUACCCCCAUCUGCCUCAGUGCCUCUAUACCAAGCAAAGCACAGUGUGUCUUCGAUGCUCAUGAAGGGGAGGUAAAUGCUGUGCAGUGGAGCGGCUCUGGGAGACUCUUUGCAACUGGUAGUGCCGAUAGAAAAAUAAAACUCUGGGAAAUUAUUAAUGGCAAAUGUGAACAAAAGGGCAUCCUGACGGGUAGCAAUGCCGGGAUCAUGGCGAUAGAGUUUGACAUUGAAGACAGCUUAAUCCUUGGUGCUUCUAAUGACUUUGCAAGUCGAGUCUGGUCAGUGACAGAUCAGCGAUUACGGCACACACUGACAGGUCACAGUGGCAAGGUGCUGGCAGCCAAGUUCCUUGGGGACACCAACAAGGUUGUGUCGGGAAGCCAUGACAGGACGCUCAAGGUGUGGGACCUCCACAGCAGGGCGUGUAUAAAGACAAUAUUUGCGGGGUCAAGUUGCAAUGACCUGGUGACGCUGCACGGGAACAACAUCAUCAGCGGCCACUUCGACAAGCGUGUCCGGUUCUGGGACACCCGGUCAGAUUCUAGCGCUAACGAAAUCAUGCUGCAGGGACGGCUGACAUCGCUAGAUCUAGCUCCAGACCGGUGUAGUUUGCUGUGCUGCACACGAGACGAUUCGGUGAAGAUUAUCGACCUCAGGAUGAACCAAGUGUCAGCCACGUUUUGCGCUGAUGGGUUUAAAGUGGGCUGUGAUUGGUCAAGGGCUGUUUUCAGUCCUGAUGGCAGCUUUGCAGCUGCUGGUUCAAAUGAUGGAGGGCUGUAUAUCUGGAACAUCGGCAAGAACAAGGUGGAGAAACUUCUUAAAGAACAUAGUCAUGCAAUAAUGGCCUGUGCGUGGAAUCCGAUUGGCUCCUCUCUGGUCAGCUGUGAGCGUUCAAGGAAAGUCAUCUACUGGGCCGAUUACUGAACAACAGCAUGUAACCAACAGACAGAGGGAAUGAAAUCCAAUGUGACAGAGUCAUAAUCACAUGCAAGAGAACUUGAGUCUCCUGACAAUCAAUAUAUAUAAUGUGAAAAGGUCUCAAAGCUAAGAAAGGGCAUUUUGAUGAACACAGUUUUCCAUACUUUAUUCUAAGACAAACACUUUUCUUGGACUAUUAUAUUUCUGUCCACCUUUCCCUAAGCAGAGACAGUUUCAAUCAAAGCUAAUGUUUAGAUAAUCCCCUUUACCAUUCGUAAUGAGAGCUGCUUUGCUUAGAUCUCUUCGCGAAUGUUGAAGUGAUGUUGCUUGCUGAGCAUGACUAUAAUAGCUUCCUGUAUACCGUUAUCAAUAGAAAAAAGUCAUCUAUAUAACAUGUUACAUCCUUAUCUUUUAUUCAUCCUAGAAUGAUAUAUAUGCCUGAUACAGCCAAUCGGUGAACAUGGUGAAUAAGUGAAUAAAUAUACUGGUGAUGAGGUACGGUGAGGUGAAAUGGGGUGUAACCUCAUGUCCAAGAUAUUGUACUUCUAUAGCAGCAUGUGUGUGUGUGGCUGCUUGUACUCGUCCCGAUUUUUGGCUGUUUAAUGGAGCUAGCUCACAAAGAUAUGCUGCAAUUUAAGAUGGAUACCCCACUCAGACACAGGGUACUGACUCCGAGCCGACCAGUCCUUGUUUUAGCCCCUAAAUGCUGACUGCCAGACAGGGUAACAACAAGUACCAUCUUUUAAUGUCUUGUGGUAUGACACGGCCAGGCAUCGUAACCACCGACCUGCCACUCUCUGGACAGACACUCUACCACUCGACCUCGGAUUGGAGGGAAUAUAAUGGUUAUAUGUGAUCGUAUUCAAUACUUGUAUACACCAACACAGUUAUGCCGGAUCUCUAAUACUCCGGAGCCAUUGUUCAGGCACUUUCACCAGCAAUCGUAUUGUCAAGAAUUAAAGUUGUUUCACUUUUUGACAAUGGACAGGUCAGUUAAGUUACAUAGUAUUCUCUCAGUGCCUGAUGUAUUGCCAGCUAUCUCCUUCAAGUAAUACCUUUCUGCAUGAAGGGAUCUGACCACACCUCCAUAGGAAGUCACGUGAAACCUUAAUUCUCGGUACAAGUGAGUGAAGGAUUCAUAUCUGAAUUCUAUAUCUUAGAACAAAUGUGACCCACCAGGAUUGUUUGUUUGUUUGUUUGUUUGUUGUUUGACGCCGAACUCAGCAAUAUUCAAGCUGUAGGACGGUGAUCUGGU
Messenger RNA from Haliotis rufescens (red abalone), 3399 nucleotides. RefSeq names its product autophagy-related protein 16-1-like. Bases 429 to 2150 code for a protein of 573 amino acids. Gene Ontology annotation, cellular component: autophagosome membrane. The record is from RefSeq and is a predicted model, not a curated record. Gene Ontology annotation, molecular function: protein binding. NCBI's taxonomy places the organism in Eukaryota, Metazoa, Mollusca, Gastropoda, Lepetellida, Haliotidae. The transcript is spliced from 17 exons. Gene Ontology annotation, biological process: autophagosome assembly.